This is a messenger RNA of Bursaphelenchus okinawaensis, 3663 nucleotides long. Lineage: Eukaryota; Metazoa; Nematoda; Chromadorea; Rhabditida; Aphelenchoididae. The record is from the annotation of a GenBank genome assembly.
AUGGGCAAUGAAACAAGAGCGUGCGAAAAAAAACAACAAGGACCAAUGGCGCCGAACCGAAUCGUGGAGGAGAGUCGCGCGGCCGCGGGGCGGCCGGUUCCUCCGCCCCGCACAAGUCUUAACCGAAAUGGGAAAUCCGUGCAGACGGCAGAGGAGUCCCGGCCCCAUCCCCAGAGUAUCGUCUUCUCCAAAAACAAAGCCAGUGAGGAAUGCGUGCUAUCCAGCAACUCUCCGGUCUCAUCCACCAGCACGAUCGGUGAUCUGUGCCAGGUCCCUUCACGUCCUGUGCCCAAGAUACGCAACACUCUCACACCACCGCUGCCCAGGCCUCUGAUUCCGCCACCACCGCCGCCACCUCGCCCCUAUCUGAGGCACAAAAAGUCCAUGGACAACGGUGUGCGGCAACAAAAUGUUGAUGGACAACAUGAUAUCGAAGGGCGGCAGAACCUUGAACGGUACCAGAAUUUGGAUGCACAACAAAAUUCUGUGUGUCCGUCUCCAGAAGCAUCGUCUCUCGACUUGAACAAGCUUGCGUUGAGGUUUGCGGACGACGAUGAAGCGGCAUCGCGUCUGAAGCUGAGGUCGCAACUAAGAGGAUCAGGGUCGGAUGAUGAGGAUGAAGAUUAUCGGUUGUCGGUGCUUCAGACUAACUACUCAGCUUUCAUGGAUUCGAACGAAACUGACGAUGAAAUGCUGUGCUUCUGUGGUUGGGUGACAAUGUAUAACUUGGAGAAGAAGAAGACCAAGAGAAACUGGGCUUCCUUACGGGGUGAUGAUCUCGCUUUUUACUUUGAUGACGUUGUAAGUAUUAUUGGCGGUUUUAUGGUGGUUUCAAAAGUAUAAUAUAAAAGAUGACUAUUAUAUGAUGUUACAUAAUAGUUGUAAACCUGUAUUAUUUUAAAAUCAUUAUAUUGUUUUCCAGCGUGAUCUCCUGAACUUUGAAUGCAAGUCAGACAAUAUUUACUUUGUUGGGCUCAUCGACGAAAAGAUUAACAUUGUUUGUCGACCGGUCUCUAAACGCUCACCGAUUGUUUUUAGUUUUAUCCCAGAUUCCAACCUCGAAUUCUGGCUACUAACGUUAUCUAAAGUAAGUUGUUUUCUUUUGUUUUUAUUGUUUAGGCAAACAGUAAACAUGGUUAAUGUGAACCUUUAGGCUUCGUGUCAAAAUCAGAAGUUUGUUCGAAAUGUCAUAUCUUCAUCUACGGCUGGUGGAAAGAUUGUGCUACAGCAGGCUACAACAGACGAGUGGCAUCUUGGAUGGGCUUUUAUUCAGAACCGUGUAUUCAAAUAUUAUCUACCCUCAUUGGAUUCGUUCUUUGAGGUUGAUUUGAGGAGAACUAUUAUGGUUAAGAAGGUGAACAACAGAGAUGCUCCGCCGGUGGCUGUUUCUAGCAGUCAAGUCGGGUCUAUUCAGGUCUCGAUACCAGAGAGGUAGGUGUUAUGAUAGUAUUUUUAUUUAUACCUAUUUACUUUUGAGUGUAAAUUGGAAUAACAAGGCAACAUCACUUGUUGUAAUACUGGUUAUGUAAAUUAUUAAAUUGUUUUAUGUUUUAGUUCGGUCCGAUUCCAAGCAAUGAAUGACCAAGCGACAGAAUCCUGGUACGAUUCUUUGUUCAGUUUGUUCAGAAAUGCCAAAAGUCUUGAUGAUUACCCAGUGACAUCAGAUGGAGUCCCAGUUAUCGUAGAGCGAUGUAUUGAGUAUGUGUCUUUAAAUGGACUGCACAUCAAAGGACUUUACCGAAAGAAUGCAUCAUCCUCAGCGUGUAGAACUUUGUUAAAGGACUUCAAGGAAAGUAAGUUGUUCUUAUAUAAACUGAUUUUUGUUUCACAGAAGCCUUGUAUCAUCUUAGUUACUUUUAUAAAAUUUAGUUUGUUUUUUUAAACUUUGCCUGGUUUUCAGAUCCAUUUACAUUCAAAAUCAUGCGAAUGAACGAUGAAACAGCGAACGUAGCUGCUGAUGUGAUGAGAGCUUUCUUCAGACAACUCCCAGAGCCUCUCAUAUGCACAUCUGUCCACAAUUUACUCUACAAAGUCAAAAGUAAGUUGAAUAUCUUCAUCAAAUUUCCAUUUUGAGCUUAACAUUAUUUUUUUUUGUUUUAAGAUGACAUUGAUGAUCCAAUUCAAAAGAAUAAUGCCUACCGCAACGUUCUGUCUCAAUUACCGUCGGUUAACUACAAAACGCUACGAAGGCUACUAGAACAUCUGGUGGAAGUAUCCAAGCAUUCUUCUGAAAACUUGGCCUCUAUCGAGAACCUGGCCAAGGUUUUCGCACCCACCGGCUUCCAAGUCGAUGGAAAUGGAGGUGGUCACGCUGAGCUACAGGCCUUCAUGAGUAAUAUACAGGUUCAGAUUGGAGUUAUGAUGGACUUACUGAUCAACUUUGCUGUUAUCUUUCCCAAAACGUCACAACAAGUGGCAGCCGACAACAGAAUCGAGCAAAUAAAAAACGUUGUCAUGCCUAAGGUGAGAUUAUUUGCUUUUUGAUAAGUUUAAUGUUUUCAUAAAGCUAUGUUAUACUUUUAAAUAUUUGUUUUAGGCAACAAUUAGUUCUCGCCUCACAUCAAUAGUUUUCAACGAAAAAAGCUUCCGUGUCCCAUCGAACUACUCAGUAGGCCACGUGUUACAGUAUUUCUGCAACGAACUCGGGAUAGGAGAUACCUCUAAAACAUACGGGUUGUUCGAGACUCACGCCGAAGGGCGGCUGAGGCGACGCUGUAGGACGGACGAGGUAGUGGAGGAUGUUCUGGUCGAUAAAUGGAACAAACUGCCGGCUUUUGUCACUGAUUCUCUUAUGAUUACCGAAAUAGAUGGCAAAAAGCAGGACAAGGUAAGAGCGACAUUAGUAGUUAUUGUGGUGGUUUUUGGUCGAAGAGUUUUUAUAUUGUCUUAGACUUAAACAUUUGUCACAGUUCAAAGAUUUUCUUGAUAUUAAUGGUGUUUUAAUUUCAGAAAACGAUUGCGUUUGUGUCAGAUGUCAUGUUUUCCGAAGCCGGCUCUAAAAAGUUUAAACAAUGUAGCUUCAAAAUUGAAUCCGGCGUCAGAGUCGUCUGUUUUUCUACGGUAAGUUUGAUGUUUUUUCAAAUAGUAAUGAGAUGUUUUACAAUACAAGUUAGUUAGUCAUCACUAUUAUAGAGAAAUACGUUGAAAUCAACACGUAAUGUUACAUUAGGUGAGGUGAGGACAAAAAGAAUCAGCCAAUUUUUGAAAAUUAAACUUUUUUAGUUUGUAUUGUUGUCCACAACAAUAUUACAACCGAAAACUGUUUUUAAAGAGUAAAUUGUUUGCAAUGAGCUGGCUUUUGUGGAUUCAAAAGUUGUUUUUAUCAUUGUAAAGUUGUUUUUAGUAUAUUUGUUAGUUUUGUAGUAAACUAUGCGGUUUAAACUCUCUGAUACGAGUAGUAAACCAAGUAAUACUGUAUCAUGAAUCACGUUUCAGCGGAUGAAACAGCACUAUCGCUGGGAACUGGACGAUACAAUCUGGUUCGAAGGCGUGGACGACCGCUCCCCUCCCACCCCGCACUGCCUCACCUUCUUCUGCACUCGAGGACCUCACGAACACAAGCAAAAGUAUAAAUUCCUGGGAUUCUGUUUGGCAUUCAAAUCCAGCGACGACCUCAAACUCUGGCUCAAUUGUGUUCGCAUCUGUCAGGGUGAACAAGAUUAG